This is a messenger RNA of Plasmodium vivax (malaria parasite P. vivax), 2074 nucleotides long. Its product is annotated as mitochondrial carrier protein, putative. Lineage: Eukaryota; Apicomplexa; Aconoidasida; Haemosporida; Plasmodiidae. The coding region runs from base 590 to 2074 and encodes 494 amino acids. The record is from RefSeq and is a predicted model, not a curated record. The transcript has a single exon.
GCAAAAAUUUAAACUAUUGCAACAGUACGAGGAGCUAUACGAGCGAUCGAAACACGUAAGAGGAGCAUUUUUUUUGAAGUGCAGAAAAUUCACAUACGCUUCUCCCUAUUCCUUCGCCUUCUUCGCUUUCGUCGGCUUGUUUUCACGAAGGAGGAACGUUAACCAAACGACUCGGCGAGUGGAUUGUAAAAGCCCCCACGUGCAACGUACACGAAUAUGCGUUACUCGUGCAGGUACAUUUUGAGGCAUCCAUAAAGGGGUAUACUUGAUCAGCUGGACAGUCACCUGAACCUGGGCACACUCACCCACCCCCCCACACGUAACUAAUGACGAGAGGCACGACACACCCGAAUGAAUACCCGCGGAUGUGCUCCUAAUUGGUACCCCCUCACUGCAGUGCAGCCGAAUAGAGAGCUCUACACACCUGGACGAGGCUAACUGGUGCGCCAGCUGAAAGUUCCACCGCUUCGACUAUAGGUAGCACUUCAAUUAGAGGUACCACUUCGAUCGAUUUGAGCCACCGCUUCCCCGUGGACGGCGUACUCUCCACUUGCUCGCUUCCCGCUCGCCGCGAACUCGCCCCCCCUUUAUGGAAGCAAAACUCAACAAUGAGGAAGAGAAAAAAAGGAACAAAAACACAAUCCUGGUGUGCGGCCUGGUCUCAGGCCUAGUCACCAAAACGCUAUUUGCCCCCUUCGACCGGAUAAAGCUUUUUUACCAAAUCCAGCCAAUGUUUCACCACUACAAGGAGAGAGGCAAAGAUGAUUCAAAGGGCAAGAAGAAAAAACGCAUCACGAGCAGCAAAAGUUUGCUGUUAAGCGGGGUAGACCAAUCGGCAAGCAUACAAACGGGGACGAUAGAAUCGGACUUAAAGCGAAAGAGACUUGCACAGAACGAAAAUGUGCACCUCCGUAAUUUAAAAAAUACCAUAAAUCAAAUAAUUCAUAAUAGUAAAAAAAAAAAAAAAAAAAAAAUUAUGAACACGAGCGUGAAAUAUGCUGAACUGUGCAGGCACUACAACAACACAAAGUACUCUUCCCCUCACCAAGUUUUUAAAAAAAUUUUGCAUUCCCAUCAAAAUAGGACAAACAUUAAUAACGUAAGUAAUAAUUACCCCCUUUUAAACAUCAACAAUCAUGUGAAACACGCGUUGAGAAGCAAAAGCAUCUGCUUGAGCAGGGCAACACUCAGUGCUAGCCAGCCAGUCAAAUAUCAAAGCAUUAUUCAAAGCUUCCUCUUUAUAAUGAAGGAAGAGGGCAUCUUGGGGCUGUGGAAGGGAAACUUAAUCAACACCGUUCGAGGCGGAAUCGUCUACUCAGCAAAAUUUGGAACAAACGAUUUGAUAAAAGAAAAAUAUAAAAAAAAAAAAAAAGAUGACAGCGCUGCUUUAGAGGUGUUCCCCAAAGGGUUAACCACCAAAAAUGAUGCAAAAAAAAAUGACCAAUUGGUGAGAAAAAAUUUUAAUUAUUACGAAAGUGUGAUAGCUGGCUAUGCCUCAGGUAUAAUACAAAAGACGCUGUCGUACCCCCUAGAUUUACUAAGCAUCAGAGUGGCCCUAGGAAUAAAUGAAAAAUAUUUGAGGAAUAGCAACUCCAUGUUUAAUCAAAAGAAAUCCAUCCUUGGCAUCAUUCGCGAAAUUAAUAGUAACGAAGGAUUUGCAGGAUUUUUCAAAGGGUAUUUACCAACCCUAUUAACAGGGGUACCAUACGUAACGUUGCAAAUGCUAUUUUUUGAUUUUUAUAAAAAUAUUUUUCAAAAUUAUUUUCCCCACAAAUCAAAUUCGCUAAGUUCUGUGGCCAUCUACUCGUCUGUCGCCGGAUCGCUCAGCAACCUCUCCUCCUUAGUAAUUGUCUUCCCAGGAGACACCGUUCGGAAGAGAAUGAUGAACAACGGAAUAGACAACAAAAAUUAUAUUUACAAAAAUACCAUCCAUUGUAUUAAAAAUAUUUACCACUGCGAAGGGGUCAGAAAUUUCUACUACGGUUUGUUUCCCUCCAUGCUGAAGUCCAUCCCCUCCGGCGCGAUACAGUUCAUGUCCUACGAAAUUUUGAAGCAUAUGAUGUCGCAGGCGUGA